AUGGAUACUUCUGCGGAUCAGGCUUUCCCCCCGAACCCGAACGGCGCGACCGACGCCCCUACGAGGCCCUCCGCACCGACUUCCCCGCAAACGCAAACGCACAAAGGCAGCAUCAGCAGUCCCUUCAACCCUCGGAGCUGCGUGACAUGCCGGAAGCGCAAAGUCAAGUGCGACAAGCGACAUCCAUGCACCAACUGCACCAAGGCGCGCAUCGAAUGCGUCUUCCCUUCGCCGGGUCGCGCCCCGCGCAAGGCCCGGAAGCCCCCCGACGCAGAGCUCUUGGAGCGCCUGAGGAAGCUGGAGGGUGUCGUCAAAACACUGGGCGGGGCCGCGGUCGAUGGGCAGGGUCACACGGUUGAUGGACAAAGCCAGGCACCUACAGGCAACUCUGGCGAUCAAGCGACGCAGGGUUCCAAUAGUGGCGGUACCAGCGUACAUCAUGAGUACGUGAGAUGUCCGCGCGGGGAGGGAUAUCUUCCCCCCGAAGAUAAUUCGCUGCCGGGCCUCGAGACGCGAUUUGGUAGACUGGUGGUCAACACAGAUGAAGGGCGGAGCCGAUACGUCAAUAGCAACUUCUGGGGAAGCUUGAACAACGAGGUUGAAGACAUUAAGGGACUGCUCACUCAAGCAUCUGACGAGGAAGACGAUUAUCCUUCCCCUGAAUCUGACUACACUUCCAGAAAUCCAAACCAUCAAGGCUUCAUAUUCGGGUAUAGUUCCGUUAAUGUCGACAUGGCACCACUACAUCCGCCACUCGAACACUGUCGCGCUAUAUGGGAGCUGUACAAGGAGAACGUGGAUCCAUUAGUGAAAGUCUUACACAUACCAACUGCAGAACCGAAGAUUCUUAAAGCCAUGGAGAACCGGGAGCACAUACCGAAAGGAAUGGAGCCUCUUCUCUUUGCAAUUUACUACGCAGUGAUCACGAGCAUAUCAACCCCCGAAUGCGAGAACCGGUUCGGGGAUGACAAGCAAGCGUUGCUUGCCAAGUAUCGGUUCGGUCUUGAACAGGGCCUUGCGCGCGCCAACUUUUUGCAAUCGGAUGAAUGGAUCGUGCUUCAAGCUUUCGUCAUUUUCCUUAUCAGCCUCCGACGGAACGAGGAUGCAAGAAUAAUCUGGACCCUGACCGGAUUGAUUGUACGAAUGUCGCAAACGCUAGGCCUACAUCGAGACGGAAGCCACUUCGGCCUCUCUCCGUUUGCCAUAGAGAUGAGGCGUCGGCUUUGGUGGCAAGUGACCAUCCUUGACACUCGUUCUAGUGAAGACAACGGUUGUGACCCUACAAUCACGGAAGCCUCUUUUGACACGCAAAUGCCGUUAAACGUCAACGAUGAAGACCUGCACCCUGACAUGACUGAGGCCCCGAAGGAACGGCUUGGCUGCACGGAAAUGACAUUCGGUCUGAUCCGCUUCGAAGUCUCCAACGUUUUCCGUCGCAUCCAGUACGUGCCACCAGCGCCCAACAGCUGCAGCCGGUACUUCUCCUCGGUCAGUCUGGAGCAAAAAGAGAAGUGGAUCAAGGAAAUGAAUGCAAAGAUCGAAGAGCGCUACCUUCAGCAUUCCGACAUGAGCGUCCCGCUAUAUUGGGUCAUUGCCACCGUCUCACGGCUCAUCAUGUCCAAGAUGUGGCUCAUGAUCUACCAUCCAUACCAGCGCCUUGAUGGCGGUACCAGUCUUCCCCAAGAAACAAAGGACAGGCUUUUCCUGACUUCUUUGGAAAACGUGGAAUACUCACUUCUUCUGGAGGACGAACGACGGACCGAGAAAUGGGGCUGGCUGUUCCGGACGUAUAACCAGUGGCACGCCAUAGCAUAUCUACUAACCGAGCUCUGUGUGAGGACAAAGGGCCCACUCGUCGAGCGGGCAUGGCGAGCCGUGGAGAUUAUGGCAUCAAGGAGAUGGGCGGACGCCAACUCCGACCAGAAGAAGGGGAACCUCUGGCGGCCAUUGAGGAAGCUAGUCGCGACGGCGAAAGCAGCGAGGGAGAAAGAAAUCGAGAGGGAAAGAGCCGAGAUAGCCGAAGCGCAGGCCCAGGCCCAGCUGCAGGCAUUGACGAGCCAGGCGCCGCUGGGGAUGGACCUGUUCCCGCAGACGCAGACGGCCGGCAUGGCGUGCCCGGACAUGAUGGGCGGGUCAACGGCAAUGUCGUCGUCGUCGGCUGCUGGGCUCAAUGGGGCCUGCGUCACUUCGAUGCCGGACUUUACACACGGGCUCUUGGACCCGGCUUACCCGCAGCCGCAGCAGCAACAACAACAACAACAACAACAACAACAACAACAACACCCGAACCUACAUCUUGUCACGCAGCCUUCGCCGCAACAACAGCAACAACAACAGCAGCAACAGCAGCAGCAGCAGCAGCAGCAGCCAAUGUUCGACAUGACGUCGCUGGACUGGCUGCUCAAAGACUCGCACGACAUGUCCUCGCCCAACAGCUCCGCAGGGCCAGGCACGGUAGGUAGCAACAGCGUCGGUAGCGGCGGCGGCGGCGGCGGCGGUGGCGGCAGCGGCAGCGGCAAUGCAGGCAACUCGUCCGGAAGUUCCGGCAUUAACGUUGCCAGGGCGGCGGGGAUAGGGACGGGGUCGACGACGUCGCCGACGGCGCAGGGUGGCGCGCCCCCGGCUGUGGAUUGGGCGAACUGGGACGAUCUGGUCGCGCAGUUCUCGAUGGAUAAUGCUGGCGCUGCGGGGCAGGCGGUGGGUGGGGCGCUUGGUGGUGGUGGUGGUGGUGGUGGGGUGGGGAUCCAGCAUACGUUUGUGCCGUCGAAGGGGUUUGAGCCGUGGUAUUGA
This is a messenger RNA of Aplosporella prunicola CBS 121167, 2790 nucleotides long. RefSeq lists its product as uncharacterized. Gene Ontology annotation, biological process: DNA-templated transcription; regulation of DNA-templated transcription. The record is from RefSeq and is a predicted model, not a curated record. Gene Ontology annotation, molecular function: DNA binding; zinc ion binding; DNA-binding transcription factor activity, RNA polymerase II-specific. NCBI's taxonomy places the organism in Eukaryota, Fungi, Ascomycota, Dothideomycetes, Botryosphaeriales, Aplosporellaceae. The transcript has 3 exons. Bases 1 to 2790 code for a protein of 929 amino acids.